AAAGUGGUCAAAUAAUUAUUAUAUUACAUGAUUGAUUUGUUUAUUAAUUGGACCACAUACAACUACCCAAAUCAAUCAUCAAAGAUAUUUUUCCAACAACAACACAAACAUAAUAAAUUCCAUUACAUUAAAAAAGAAAAAAAGGUGCAAACUUUACCAGUUUUCUGGGAAAAUUCCAGUCCAAAGAUCGAAAGAUAACACAACACACAUGGGAAUCUCCAAUGAAGACACAACAACAUCCCACCUUCUUCCUCAACACCAAUCUUCAAACCCAAAAAAGCUAGCUUUACUACCACUCGUUUUCCUCAUCUACUUUGAAGUCUCCGGUGGCCCUUACGGCGAGGAAUCGGCCGUUGGGGCCGCUGGACCCCUCUUUGCAAUUCUGGGUUUUCUUGUCUUUCCCUUCAUUUGGAGUAUUCCAGAGGCUUUAAUAACAGCUGAGCUUGCUACUGCUUUUCCUGGAAAUGGUGGGUUUGUUAUAUGGGCAAACCAUGCUUUUGGACCCUUUUGGGGUUCUUUAAUGGGAGCUUGGAAAUUCCUUAGUGGGGUUAUUAAUUUAGCUUCUUAUCCUGUUCUUUGUGUGGAUUAUUUGAAAUUGGUAAUACCUAUAUUCUCAUCUGGGUUUCCUCGUUAUGUUGCUAUAUUUGUUUCAACUUUAAUGCUUUCAUUUUUGAAUUAUACUGGUUUGAGUAUUGUUGGUUACACUGCUGUGACACUUGGGAUUGUAUCACUUUUGCCAUUUUUGGUGAUGACCCUUUUUGCUAUUCCAAUGAUUGAACCUGUUAGGUGGCUUAGUUUGGGUCAAAAGGGUGUGAAUGUGAAGAAAGAUUGGACCUUGUUUUUCAAUACUCUUUUUUGGAACUUGAAUUUUUGGGAUAAUGCUAGUACUUUAGCUGGUGAAGUUGAUCAACCUCAGAAAACAUUUCCAAUAGCUCUUUUCUCUGCUGUGAUUCUCUCUUGUUUUGGUUACUUAUUACCUCUCAUGGCUGCAACUGGUGCUAUUCCUCUAAAUCAAGAGGAUUGGACAGAAGGGUAUUUGGCCAAUGUGGCUGAAAUGAUAGCUGGGAAAUGGUUAAAGAUUUGGAUUGAAUUUGGUGCUGUUUUAUCUGUAAUUGGAUUGUAUGAAGCUCAAUUAACUAGCAGUGCAUACCAAGUAUUGGGAAUGGCAGAAUUAGGAUUCUUGCCUCGGGUUUUCGGUGCUCGGUCUGAAUGGUUCAACACUCCUUGGUUGGGAAUUCUGAUCUCAACAUUAGUACCAUUAGUUGUUUCAUACAUGGAUUUUGCAGACAUAAUAUCUUCUGCAAAUUUCUUGUAUAGUUUAGGAAUGUUAUUAGAAUUUGCUUCUUUUCUUUGGUUGAGAAGAAAGUCACCAGAAGUUAAGAGACCAUUCAGUGUACCAUUGGAGUUUCCAGGAUUGGUUGUGAUGUGUUUGAUUCCAUCUGUGUUUUUGGUGUAUGUUAUGACUGUGGCUACCAAAACUGUUCUCUUCAUUAGUUCUUUGUUGACUCUGUUUGGAAUUGGUUGGUAUUUUUUGAUGAAUCUGUGCAGAUCAAAGAUGUGGUUUCAGUUCAUCAAAGGUGAAGAUCAUUUGGAUAAAAAUGAUCAUGAUGUAUAGAUAUUAGAUUGAUUGUAUACAUUACUGUCAUUACAGAACACAAUAGCAAAAUUAUAUAUAAAAGAUUCUAUGUAUUAUUUCUUCCCUGAAGAAAAGUGAUUCUAUUUAUUUCUUUUAACCCAA
Cannabis sativa is the source of this 1738-nucleotide messenger RNA. Its product is annotated as probable polyamine transporter At3g13620. The record is from RefSeq and is a predicted model, not a curated record. Bases 209 to 1615 code for a protein of 468 amino acids. The transcript has a single exon. Lineage: Eukaryota; Viridiplantae; Streptophyta; Magnoliopsida; Rosales; Cannabaceae. Gene Ontology annotation, biological process: transmembrane transport. Gene Ontology annotation, molecular function: transmembrane transporter activity. Gene Ontology annotation, cellular component: membrane.